UGGACCCCAGACUUCGUCUUUAUAAAGUUCUAUAUCAGAUAUAACAACGGCUUAAAAGGCUAUGCUUAUAGAUGUCCCUUGAUUUAUAGAAAAGCGUCGUCCGAGCUCUACCUGCUAAAACUUUACUACAAGAUUGGGCACGCUAUUUCUUUACCCUGGCAAAACGAAGACGAUGAGGACACCGAUAAAGAUCCCUUGGAAGAGCAAGAGCGCUUUGAAAAGAGUAGUGAGGACUUCUGGUUUUCUUUAAAAAAACAGCAAGAUAUUAAGCUAAUCCGCUAUACUCCUUCCCAAAACAAGCUUUAUUUAUUCCUAUACUAG
Penicillium coprophilum is the source of this 321-nucleotide messenger RNA. Its product is annotated as ATPase AAA-type core. The transcript has 2 exons. The annotation marks the transcript as partial. The record is from RefSeq and is a predicted model, not a curated record. Lineage: Eukaryota; Fungi; Ascomycota; Eurotiomycetes; Eurotiales; Aspergillaceae.